Molecule: messenger RNA, 1542 nt
Organism: Coffea arabica (coffee)
Lineage: Eukaryota; Viridiplantae; Streptophyta; Magnoliopsida; Gentianales; Rubiaceae
Source: RefSeq, a predicted model, not a curated record
UCACAAAACAGCGAGUAGUUAGUACUAGUAGUGUAUUUAAGCUGACUCCACUUCUAUAGCCCUAAACAUAUAUUUACUAGCAUGACUUUAAUUUUUCCUUUGAUUUUUUUUUGUCUUUUUGGCUGAGCUUUUGACUUUUGAGAAAGGCAUCCCUAGAUUUUGGUAUCUGAUUCAUUAAUUCAUUCAUUUUGGAAGUGAAAAAAUCUCAAAACAUUUUUCCAAUUGGUUCCGUUCCAUAUCUCCUCCUCUUGGUCCUCGGCGGUGGGUGGUUUUCAGUUGCUGUUGAAAGGAAGGAGAAGGGGGAGGAAGGACGGAGCAGAUGCUGCCGAGAUUGAUCCAGCCAAGGGAAGGCGUAAUAAUCCAGGAAGAGCAUAUCAAUAACAGUAGCAGCAAUAGGACUACUGCUGGAGUAGGGAUUGGGGCAAUUGGGGUUGGGGUAGGAGACCCCUGUCUCGUCUUAACUUCCGAUCCCAAGCCUCGCCUUCGAUGGACAGCUGACCUUCACGAUCGCUUUGUUGAUGCCGUUGCUCAACUUGGCGGCCCAACCAAAGCUACUCCAAAGGCUAUAAUGAGGACAAUGGGUGUAAAGGGACUCACUCUUUUCCAUUUGAAAAGUCACCUCCAGAAAUACAGACUAGGACUUGCUGCUGCUUAUCUUUUAGAGAGUCCUCAUGCGAAUAAGUCUCCGCAAAGCUUGCCAGACUCUGACAUGAACGAGGGUUAUGAGGUGAAGGAGGCAUUGAGGGUUCAGAUGGAAGUCCAAAGUAAACUGCACUUGCAAGUUGAAGCAGAAAAGCACCUGCUUAUUCGCCAGGAUGCUGAGCAGAGGUAUAUGGCCAUGUUGGAGAGGGCUUGCAAAAUGCUAGCAGAACAAAUUGUUGGAUGUACAAUUAGAGGCCCUGACAGAGAGGAUUAUCAAGGAUUGGGAACAAAGACACAGAUUGGUGCAUCACAUAAUGCUUAUGGACUGCAACCCUCAGAAUCUGCUGAGGUUAGAAGAAUCCAUAGUCCUGAAGAAGUGAUUCGACAGAUCAAGCAGUGUGCUGAUUGCUCCACUGAAAGCUGCUUAACUUCACGUGAUAACCCUGCAGGAUUAUGUCCAGGAGGGUCGCCAUCACCUGGAGGAAAGAAACGCUUUUUAAGCAUGGAUUCAGCAUCUGCUUCCUUUAUAUAUGGGUGAUCCAAACUUGAGAAGAUCCAAUGUGUGUUAUAGUUUAGUUCUCAAGGAAUCACUGGAGUUGGUGUAUCAUGACACAACGUAGUUUAUGGUCUUUCGGUGGCUGUGAUCAUAGUUAGAUAUGUUUAGAUAUUCUUUCAUCAAAAUAUAACACACUAAUGUGGGGUCUUUUCUGCAAUAUGUGGAUGAAACAGGAACAGGCCUGAUUUCUGAGGGUGACUUCUGACUCUGUUCAUGCUGUAAAUUAGUGCUAGUGCAGUUCUAAUAUUGCAAGUCAGGAACCUAAAUUUUAUGUUUUCUUUAAUUUCCAACGAUACUUUUCUAUCCUUUUUUGUAUAAAUACCAUUCUCGAUUUGUUGCUUUAA